AUGAACCAGGAGAUCCAAAUAACAAAGCUGCCGUCGCAACGCCAACAGCAACAAGAACUACCACUGCCACCAGAAGAUGGCACCAUCGUGAAAGAUCACACGUCGCAAGACGAGCAGCAACAGGCGGCGCAAGGUCGCCACGGCGCCGUGCAAGGCGGCGGCCACCAUCACCACCACCACCGGAGCAGCAGCAAGCUGACGGUGCUCCCGCUCAUCUUUCUCAUCUACUUCGAGGUGGCCGGCGGUCCGUACGGCUCCGAGCGGGCGGUCCGCGCAGCGGGCCCGCUCUUCACGCUCCUCGGCUUCCUCGUCUUCCCCUUCGCGUGGGGCGUCCCGGAGUCGCUCGUCACGGCCGAGCUCUCCGCCGCGCUCCCCGGCAACGGCGGCUUCGUCCGGUGGGCCGACCUCGCCUUCGGCCCGCUCGCCGGCUCGCUGCUCGGCACGUGGAAGUACCUCAGCUGCGUCAUCAACAUCGCCGCGUACCCGGCGCUCGUCGCCGACUACCUGGGCCGAGUCAUCCCCGCCGUGGCUGCCGGCACGGGCGGCAGGACGCGCACGGGCACGGUGGUCGGCAUGACCCUGUUCCUGUCCUUCGUCAACUACACCGGCCUGAGCAUCGUUGGGUGGGGCGCCGUCGUGCUGGGGCUCGUGUCCCUGGCGCCGUUCGUGCUCAUGACCGGGAUAGCCGUGCCCAAGAUGCGGCCGCGGCGGUGGACGGUGCAGGUGGAGGGGAGCAAGGACUGGCGCCUCUUCUUCAACACGCUCUUCUGGAACCUCAACUACUGGGACAGCGCCAGCACCAUGGCCGGCGAGGUGGAGCGGCCGGAGCGCACGUUUCCCCGGGCGAUGGCCGUGGCAGUCGUGCUCAUCGCUGCCAGCUACCUGCUGCCGCUCAUGGCAGCGACCGGCGCCACGGACGCGCCGCCGGACACGUGGGCGAACGGCUACCUGGCCGAUGCUGCCGGCAUCAUCGGAGGCCCAUGGCUCAAGUACUGGAUCGAGGCCGGCGCUAUUCUAUCGUCCGUGGGCAUGUUCGAGGCCCAGCUGAGCAGCGGCGCGUUCCAGCUGCUGGGCAUGGCGGAGCUGGGCCUGCUCCCGGCGGUGUUCGCGCGCCGCGCCACCCUGUCGCGCACCCCGUGGGUGGCCAUCGCCGCCUCCACGGCCGUGACGCUCGCCGUCUCCUUCCUCAGCUUCGACGACGUGGUCGCCACGGCCAACUUCCUCUACAGCCUGGGCACGCUGCUAGAGUUCGCGGCGUUCCUCUGGCUGCGCGCCAGGCAGCCCGACCUGAAGCGCCCCUACCGCGUGCCGCUCCCGCUGCCCGCGCUGGCGGCCAUGUGCGCGGUGCCGUCCGCGUUCCUGGCGUACGUGUGCGUCGUGGCCGGGUGGAGGGUGUUCGCGCUCGCCGGCGGGCUCACGGCGCUCGGCGUUGGCUUGCACGGCGCCAUGAGGCUGUGCAGGGCCAAGAGGUGGCUCAGGUUUGAAGGCCAGCAGGGACAAGGAGAUCAUGCUGCCGCACCUGCACACACGGUUUGA
Messenger RNA from Miscanthus lutarioriparius, 1536 nucleotides. NCBI's taxonomy places the organism in Eukaryota, Viridiplantae, Streptophyta, Magnoliopsida, Poales, Poaceae. The record is from the annotation of a GenBank genome assembly.